Molecule: messenger RNA, 2240 nt
Organism: Loa loa (African eye worm)
Lineage: Eukaryota; Metazoa; Nematoda; Chromadorea; Rhabditida; Onchocercidae
Product: TPR Domain containing protein
Exons: 12
Coding region: 13-2076 (687 amino acids)
Biological process (GO): SRP-dependent cotranslational protein targeting to membrane
Cellular component (GO): signal recognition particle, endoplasmic reticulum targeting
Molecular function (GO): ribosome binding; 7S RNA binding; protein binding
Source: RefSeq, a predicted model, not a curated record
AGGUAAUCAGCAAUGGUUGCCGAAAGUGGUGCAAAACAAGGCUUCAUUGAGCUUGCUAAAGCAGAUACCAGCGCCGACUAUGAUAAAGCACUGAAAAUCGCCAAUAAGAUGCUACGCACAUAUCCAAGAGAAACAUUGGCAUUUAAAUGCAAGCUAGUAGCACUUAUACAACUUAGCCGAUUGGAUGAGGCACUUACCCUGAUCAAGAAGACUCCACCUCACCAUAUGGGGGAUUGCUUGUUUGAAAAAGCGUACGUUUUGUAUCGGAUGCAAGAGGAUGCCGCUGCACUGGAAACACUCGAUAAAGCUUUAGAAAGUGAUUACCGUUGCAUGGAACUGAAGGCACAGUUGCUUUAUCGUGCCGAACGUUUCGAUGAAGCUUUGAAAAUAUUUAUGACUCUACUAAAAGAUCAUUCGGAUGACUACGAUGAAGAACGUUGCGCUAAUUUGAUCGCAGCGAUUGCGCAGUUGCAAGCAAGUGGCCACCAACAGCAACAACCGUCACAUCUGGAUACAUUCGAACAGCUAUAUAAUGGCGCCUGUCAUUUGAUUGAAUCAGGUGGAUAUGAUCAAGCGUUGAAAUUUCUUGAAAAAGCUGAAAAGUUAUGCAGUGAUACUUUAGCAGAGGAAGGUUUGUCAGAGGAAGAAAUCGAGGAGGAGCUAUCCGUAAUUCGAGUCCAAAAAGCGUUUGUUCUUCAGAUGCUGGGCAGACGAGACGAUGCAUUAAAAAUCUAUUUGCGAGUUCAAAACCUUAAUUUGUCAGACAAAAGUGUUAUUGCUAUGGUGGCAAAUAAUAUACCAUCAUGUCGUGUGGAGCAAAAUUUGUUAGAGGCACGAAAGAAGUUAAAAACUGCUCUGCAAGUUGAAAGCUCUAAAUUAACAGCUCGACAACGACGUAUUCUUUUGUUGAAUCAGGCUUUAGUACAUCUUUUCUCGAACCAGCGUGAGCCAUGCCGUCGAACUCUUGAAGAAUUUACCAAGAAGUAUGGUUGUUCAACUGAAGUAACGUUGAUAGAAGCAGCACUCCAUGUUCGUUCGAAAGAGCUCCAAAAAGCACUUACGAUUCUCAAGGAUGAUCCCUCAAAGGAAGCCAGAUUGACAGUAGUGCAAAUUUUGCUUGAUGAAGGAAAAUUGGAGGAUGCCAGCUGUGCGUUGAACGAAGUACCCCCAGACUUGUUUUCUUAUCCGGCAAUUUUACAACUGAGAGUCGCUCUUCUGUUGGCCACAAACCAACAAAAUUUGGCGCUAGAUCUUCUAAAAUCUGCCUUGGAUUCGGCGAAAAAUGAGGAUGGUCGUGUCGCAAUGCUAGAAGAAAUUGCUUCACUCAAUAUCCAAUUAGGAGAUCAUCGUUCCGCUGCAGAAUGUUUCGAAAAACUUUCUGAACUUCGUCCUAAUGAUAUGCAGACAAUGUGUUGUUUGAUUAAAGCCUAUUCAACGUUUAAUAUACCACGAGCUGAGGAGUUAUUGGCGAAGGUAUUUCCACAAGGGAGUAAUACGGAUAUUGAUGUCGACGUGCUGGAGGAUUCGAAUUUUAUUUUAUAUGGUGAACGUUAUCGUCAGAGGAAAGAAACGAAAGCAGAAACUCCUGAUGUUGAAAUAGUUGGUAAUAAAAGAAGAGCACGCAGGCGUAAGCGAAAGAUCAUUUUACCGAAAAACUUCGAUCCAAAAGUACCUCCUGAUCCGGAACGAUGGCUACGAAAACAAGAACGUACAGCAUUUAAGAAAAAACUUAACAAAAAGCACCGUGAUCGCGAUAUCGGCCGAGGCACACAGGGAGCAAUUAGCUCCUCUCCAAAAAUGGAACCACCAACGACGAUGACGACGAAAGCAAACAAUUUAACACAUCCACCAGGGCCAGUGAUAGGUAUGGAGGGUCCGCGUCAGCAAAGACCAGCUGGUCAGCAACAAAAAAGAAGAAAAAAAAAACAGGUAACAAAUGGUGAUUGCAAGAGAUAUGUCUUGUGUAUACUUGGAAAUACCAUGUUUUUUUUGAUACUAAAUUUAAAAAUCAUUUCAUUGGGAGAUGCUGAACUCUUGUUGAAACAAGUGCAUUUCCUAUAUCAUUGCUUUUUAUAAACUUGAUUUGGUUUAAUUUCCGGAACUAAUUAUAUCUUCAUCAAGCAAGUCUCGGAAACGAUUCGCAUUAAAUGUUAGGUUUAUAAAAAGAUAUAUUUAUUAGCAGUUACUUCUCGCUCUGUUAUUCCAUUUUUGCUUCUUAUUAUAGUAUCUUUAAAUCCAAC